Cuscuta europaea is the source of this 2208-nucleotide messenger RNA. The record is from the annotation of a GenBank genome assembly. NCBI's taxonomy places the organism in Eukaryota, Viridiplantae, Streptophyta, Magnoliopsida, Solanales, Convolvulaceae.
AAUAUCCUGAAAUCUAGAAUAAUCUAUAAAUAACUCCCUCUCCCACUCUACUUCGAAUCAACCUCAAUUUCUUUCCUAUACGGUAAUAAUUUCAUAACCAAAACGUUAUAUUAGACGAAUUUGUUUCGUGAAGAGUUUGAAUCUUAUUGAACGCUAAAAAGAAUCACAGCUGGGACGGAGUACGAAGGGUUAGAUAUUGAGCUCUUCGAUUGCAAUAUCAUAAAAUCAUGAAGAAUUCUGUGUCUGAGCAGAGUUUAUACAUUGAUAGCGAGGAAGAGGAGGAAGACGACAAAGGGGAAUUGGAAUAUGGAGCUGGGGAUAGAAACGAAUCUGACUUUUCCAAUUACUCCAAUGAUCACGAGAAUGAGAAUGAGAACGAGAACGAGAACCAACGGAGUAAACCGAAUUCCUACAGCAAUGCAUGGCCUCAAAGUUACAGGCAAUCUAUUGAUUUGUAUAGUAGUCUACACUCUCCAAGUAUCAACUUUCUGGGGACACCCUCACUGUCACGUUUGGGCAGUUCGUUUCUAUCCUCAACACUUACGAAGAGACACACUCCUGAGAUCUUGCCCACACUGCAAAAGCCACUCUUACCGCCACAAGAAGAGGAGAAACAAAGGCGAAGCUCCCAUGCUUUGCUUCCUCCUAUACCUUCUUCGAGGUCCUCAGUUGUUAAAAAGGUGACCCAUGAUGGGAAAGCCUCUAAAUUCACUCAUGAGGCUCCCAUGCCUCAACAGAGCUCCUUUGGUCAAGCAGUGAUAAACGGCAUUAAUGUUCUUUGUGGAGUAGGGAUCCUUUCUACUCCUUAUGCUGUUAAAGAGGGUGGCUGGAUUGGGCUUUUUAUAUUGUUUUUCUUUGCUAUACUUUCCUUCUACACUGGGAUUCUUUUGCGCUACUGCUUAGACAGCCAACCAGGACUUGAGACUUAUCCAGACAUUGGGCAGGCCGCAUUUGGUUCAACUGGCCGGAUUUUCAUUUCUAUUGUUUUAUAUGCGGAAUUAUAUGCAUGUUGUAUUGAAUAUAUUAUUUUGGAAGGUGAUAAUUUGUCAUCCUUAUUUCCAAAUGCACAUUUGACUUUUGGGGGACUACAUUUAGAUGCACAUAAUCUUUUUGCACUCAUAGCAACACUGGCUGUUCUUCCUACUACCUGGCUGCGAGACCUCACUCUUCUUAGUUAUAUCUCAGUCGGAGGAGUUAUAGCAUCUCUCUUGGUUGUAGCCUCCUUGUACUGGAAUGGCUUGGUUAAUCAUGUUGGCUUCGAAAGCAAAGGGACCACAUUGAAUCUAUCCACUCUUCCGGUGGCAAUUGGUCUGUAUGGUUAUUGCUACUCGGGCCAUGCUGUGUUUCCCAAUAUUUAUACUUCAAUGCAGAAACGUAACCAAUUUCCUGCCGUCCUCUUAACCAGUUUUGGGAUAGUGACUCUGCUGUAUGGUGGAACAGCGGUGAUGGGUUAUAUGAUGUUUGGAGAUUCUGCAGAAUCACAGUUCACUCUGAAUAUGCCAAAAGAUUUAGUUGCCUCAAAAAUUGCAGUGUGGACAACUGUGGUCAACCCAUUUACAAAGUAUGCAUUGACCAUUGCUCCUGUGGCAUUGAGUCUUGAAGAAUUGAUACCGUCAUCAGGCAAAGUCAAGUCUAGGAUGUACUCAAUCUUCAUCAGGACAGCUUUGGUUAUCUCUUCCUUGAUUGUUGGUCUCUUAAUACCUUUCUUUGGUCUUGUAAUGUCAUUAAUUGGAUCAUUUCUCACGAUGCUAGUUACAUUGAUACUUCCUUGUGCAUGUUAUCUUAGUAUAUUGAGGGGGAAAUUAAGCUACAUCCAGGCAUCAGCUUGUGUACUAGUUAUGGGAGUAGGUGUGAUAUCAUCAGCCUUUGGAACAUAUUCAGCCAUUUCCCAGAUUGCUGAUAGUCUAUCUGGUUGAUGAGUGAGAAGCCCACAUUUUGGUAGUCUAUGACUAUAAAUUAAGUGUAUUUCUUCUAUAAUUUUCAUUCAUUUGACCUUUUGGGAGCACUGUCACCUCCAUCUCUGUCCAUUGUACUCCCAAUUUUAGUGUCACAACUCUCGCAUUUAUUUAAUGAUUUUAUUGAAAGACUUCAAGAUUACACACCUUUGUAUUUUUCACCUAUUGAAUAUGUUCUUUGGUGCUAAUAAUUUGAAAUUUUAUAUCAUUGAAGUACUUAUAUUGGCCUGUUAGGGCCUCUUCCCUUUGCAUA